Lates calcarifer (barramundi perch) is the source of this 3253-nucleotide messenger RNA. RefSeq names its product protocadherin alpha-8-like. Gene Ontology annotation, biological process: homophilic cell-cell adhesion. The record is from RefSeq and is a predicted model, not a curated record. The coding region runs from base 694 to 3105 and encodes 803 amino acids. Lineage: Eukaryota; Metazoa; Chordata; Actinopteri; Centropomidae. Gene Ontology annotation, cellular component: plasma membrane. The transcript has a single exon. Gene Ontology annotation, molecular function: calcium ion binding.
AACACACACAAAUACAAAUGAUGGUUAAGUGACUGUUCCAAAAUACAGAAUUACUUUGAAGUUACAAGCUUUGCUCCACGGAUUUCUCUUAGCUUUCAAGACCAAAAUUCAAACGUAUAAACACACUCAAACAUACGAUAAAAAAAAAUGCACUGGUUGAUGUUCCAUAUUCCAUUUCAAAGAAGACAGACUUUGCUUGUGAUCCCUGUCCAUGGUGCUGAAAUUGUUUUGGUUUUCAUUAAUUAACCUAGAAACCAUGGUUCUGUUACUUGGUUAGUUUUUUUUUUCCAUCAACAGUCAACGAAAUUAGAGAACGAGAAUGGUAUGAAGUUUCUGGUAUUUCUUUUGAGCUGUGCAAAUAGUAUGUGUUUGUCUUUGAGGAUCCUAUCUGUCCAUUUGUAUUUUGCGGCAUAAUAUUUACUGUUAAAGUGAGCACAUGUAAUCUAUUACUUUAUUCUUUUAAUGGCCCCUGGGUGUCACUGUAACACUGGGAAACGAUAGCAGUUUCCCUCCCCUUGUUCCUCCCCUCAAAAAUCUUUUGUUUGCCAUCCAGAGCAGCGCAGACGUUUGAAUCAAGCAAACGCUGGUGGAUGUAUGUUGUGUAUUUUGUAACUGUGCAAUACUCAACGCGUUGGAGACAUUUUUUUUGCCGCUGUUGCAGCCUUUCUUGUAUUUUAUCUAAGUUGUAAUAUAAUGAUGGGGACCUAUAGACAAAGUCGAACGAGAGAAUACAAUUUGUUUGUGUUUCAUGUGGCGUUACUGCUUUUAUUCGGGAAAACGGCUUUCGCUCAGAUAAGGUACUCGAUUCCAGAGGAGGUGAAUGAUGGAACUAUUGUUGGAAAUGUUGCGAAGGAUCUUGGCCUUGACAUCACCUCGUUAACUGAACGACGGUUCCGUGUUGUAUCUGGAUUUAAAGAGACAUUUUUUGAGGUAAAUCAGGACAAUGGAGCCCUGUAUGUCCAUAAGAAAAUCGACAGAGAAGAGCUCUGUCACGGCAGUGGUGCCUGCCUAAUGGAGCUAAAAAUCAUAGUCGAAAAUCCUUUAGAAAUGCACUACGUAGUUGUAGAAAUUACUGAUGUAAAUGAUCACCCCCCGAGUUUUCCUGAAAAAGACCAGACAUUUGAAAUAUUUGAACAAACACUACCAGGGAGACGAUUACAGCUGCACACUGCUCGUGACCCCGAUGCUGGAAUAAACUCUAUUCGUACAUACACUGUAACGUCAAACGAUUACUUUGAAAUAGAUAUCCGUCAAAGCGACGAGGAUAAAAUACCAUUUUUAGUGUUGAAGAAGUCACUAGACAGAGAAAAAAUAAGCAAACACUUGCUCUUCGUAACAGCAAUUGAUGGAGGUAAACCUCCGAGAUCAGGCACACUAAAUGUUUCUAUUAUUGUUCUUGAUAGUAAUGACAAUCGUCCUCUAUUUAUUAAGGAGAUUUACCAAAUUGAGAUACAAGAAAAUGUUCCAGUCGGUACAUCAGUAUUUCAAAUAAAUGCAACGGAUCCCGAUGAAGGCACCAACGGGGAAAUUGAAUACAUCCUCGGAAAAACUCUCAAGAAAAAAGUCUACGACAUUUUUGAAUUGGACAAAAUAACGGGAGAGAUUAGAGUGAAAGGACUAAUGGACCAUGAAGAAAACGACGUUUAUAAACUUGAUAUUGAGGCAUCCGAUAAAGGAACGCCUCCACUGACAGGUGAGUGUAGGGUCAUUAUAAAGGUAAUAGACGUCAACGAUAAUCCACCGGAAAUAGAAGUCACAUCAUUGUCAAAUACAGUGUCUGAAGAUUCAAAGCCCGGUACAGCUAUUUCGCUUCUUAGUGUGCGGGAUAAAGACUCCAAUGGAAAUGGAAAAAUUAUUCUAAGCAUAACUUCAGAAGCACCUUUUGAAUUAAAACCCUCCUAUAAGGAAAACAUAUAUUCGGUUGUCACUACGGGAUUUUUGGAUCGAGAAGAGGUGUCACAUUAUGAUGUAACAAUAAAAGCCACUGAUUGUGGUGAGCCCCCCUUAUCUACUUCUAAAACCCUCAACAUUCAAAUAUCAGAUGUAAAUGACAAUAGUCCACAAUUCUCCCAAAAUCCAUUACAGUUUUACCUGUCAGAAAAUAACGUUGCUGGAAAAUCGAUAUUCUCUGUAAGUGCAAAGGAUAAAGAUGUGGACGACAAUGCUGCUAUUUCUUACCAUGCUGUUGGGGGAGGGCGUCAAAAUGACAUAAUAUCUUUUCUCAAUAUAAAUCCUAGUAACGGACACAUCACCGCGCUAAAAAGUUUUGACUUUGAAACACUGAAAACGUUCCAGUUCCAAGUUGUUGCAUCAGAUUCUGGAACUCCCUCACUAAGCAGCAACGUCACAGUGAACGUGUUCAUUCUGGAUCAGAACGACAACGCUCCAGUCAUCCUGUAUCCAGUCAGCUCUAACGGUUCUGCUGAAGGUGUGGAGGAGAUUCCCCGCAAUGUGAACGCAGGACACUUGGUGACUAAAAUCAGAGCCUAUGACGCUGAUAUAGGAUAUAACGGCUGGUUACUGUUUUCACUGCAGGAAGUUACUGACCACAGUCUAUUUGGUUUGGACCGCUAUACAGGACAGAUCAGAACACUUCGCUCAUUCACAGAGACAGAUGAGGCUGAGCAUAAACUGGUCAUACUGGUGAAAGACAACGGGAACGUUUCACUCUCAGCAACAGCUACUGUGAUCGUCAAAGUUGUGGAGCCAAAAGAGGCUUUUGCAGCUUCUGAUGUUAAAAGUGCAGCAAAAGAUGUCGAGGAUAAUAAUGUGACUUUUUACCUGAUGAUAACUUUGGGCUCAGUUUCAGCACUUUUUCUCAUCAGUAUCAUUGUGCUGAUUGCAAUGCAGUGCUCAAAAUCCACAGACUAUACUUCCAAAUAUCUACAGGAGGCUAAUUAUGAUGGAACACUGUGUCACAGUAUCCAGUACAGAUCUGGAGACAAACGGUACAUGUUAGUCGGACCCAGAAUGAGCAUAGGGUCUACUAUAGUCCCGGGUAGCCAUGCGAAUACACUAGUACUUCCUGAUAGGAGGAAGCCAUCUGAGGAGGUAAGACCAUGUUUCGAUUUCAAUUUCAAAUUCAAUAUUUUUCAUGCACCGUAGAGAAUUCACUGCGGUUUACAUUAAGAUAAUUUUCUCCCCAGAGAUGACAGAAACAUAACAAAUGAUGUUUACAACAUAAAAGUUUAGGUGUUCUUGGUUUGUUUAUUCUCCAAAACGUUUCAUGCCCUUUUCAUUUAAGUUUUAUCCA